This is a messenger RNA of Sebastes umbrosus (honeycomb rockfish), 10106 nucleotides long. RefSeq names its product ubiquitin specific peptidase 31 (gene usp31). Gene Ontology annotation, molecular function: cysteine-type deubiquitinase activity. The record is from RefSeq and is a predicted model, not a curated record. Gene Ontology annotation, biological process: protein deubiquitination. The transcript is spliced from 16 exons. Lineage: Eukaryota; Metazoa; Chordata; Actinopteri; Perciformes; Sebastidae. Bases 718 to 4602 code for a protein of 1294 amino acids.
GGGGCGGUAAUGCAGCUGAGAAGCAGCUCAACCAACUGCCAACACAAACAACACGAAGAAGAAGCAGCAGAAGCAGCAGAAGAAGUGAAGGGUUGUGCUCUCUGGUAGCUUACAGCCUGAAUGUGCCUCCAAAUAUGUGACUAAUGUGAGCUCCAUCUCAUUCCGGACUCACUCUACUUCACCUAGCAUCGCGGUGAAACCAUGGCGGACUCUCAGCUGCUGUUGAACGAGGACAUCUCGGCCGUGAAGAGGACUGUUUGUGUUUCUGCUGCUCUUGUUGUUAUUGUAGCUAGCGCUAGCAUUAGCUCAUUAGCUCACUCUGCUGUCUCUCGCUCUCAGCAGAAUAACAACCGAGGUUGACUCACUGCUGCAGGGGAAGUAAAACCACAACAACAAGGUAACUCUGGAGCAAGUUAGCAAGGUUGCAAUAACACACAGCAAUGUGCAUGUUAGGCUUCUUUACUCAGUUGAUCAUUGGACAGUUUUUAAGGGAAGGUGCAUGAUAUUUGACAAGUAAACAUCAAAGUUGCAGCUGCAUGCUUUAGUUUAGAAGAAGACCAUCAUGAUAUUGCUAGCUAAGGUCAGUUAAGGCAGCCAGCAGGCAUUGCUGUGUGUUUUAAUGAGAUGGAGCAGCAGAUAACAGCAGCAGCCAGCCAGUGAGAUGGCUCUCCUUCUCCACAGCACAUCUGUCUGAGUUGUGCAAAGAGAGGACAAAUCAUGUCUUGCAAAGCUGCAACCAAGGACAAGAAGUCUAGCUUCAGCAAGAAGCUGUUCAGACGAGGCUCUGUGCGAUCUGUUGGUAGUUUCAUGAGCAGAGUCCUGAGGACACUGACAGCUUUAUCACACUUUGGAUCUGAGGUGCAAGCAGAGGAUGACAAAGAUGAUGGAGGGUUUUCCACUUUUAAACCUGGGAGCAAAGAUGUGCCCAUGGAGGAUGGAGACCUCGCUGGGUUUCUGUCUGGAGAGAGAGUUCCUGGAGUGUCAGGGCUGAAAAACCACGGCAACACCUGCUUCAUGAACGCCAUCCUGCAGUGUCUCAGCAACACAGAGCUCUUUGCUGAGUACCUCGUUUUGGAGCACUACAAAGGCGAGGAUGAGGAGCUGGAUGAGGACAAACCAAAGACGAAUGGCAUGCUCCUGCAGAAGAAGGGUCCUCUGGCCAAAGGGGAGGUCACAGAGCAGCUGUCGGGACUUGUGCGGGCUUUGUGGACGUUUGAGUACACCCCGCAGCAUAGCAGGGAUUUUAAGAAUGCUGUGUCGAAAAAUGCCACCCAGUUCAAAGGGAAUUCUCAGCACGACGCUCAGGAGUUUCUGCUGUGGCUGCUGGACAGAGUACACGAAGACCUCAACACAGUCAACCCCAACAUCAGGCCUGCUAUAAAGCCACCUAUUGAAGAAGACGAUCAGAGCUUACAGGGGCCGUCUCCUCCCCUCUCUGCUGGUUCGUUUGUACAAGAACUGUUUCAGGCUCAGUACAGAUCUUCUCUUACUUGCCCACAUUGCCAAAAGCAGAGCAAUACGUUUGAUCCCUUCCUCUGCAUCUCCUUACCGAUCCCACUGCCACACACACGGCCCCUGUAUGUGACGGUGGUCUACCAGGGGAAGUACUCUCACUGUAUGAGGAUCGGAGUCGCUGUUCCCCUCAACAGCACCGUCUAUCGCCUCAGAGAUGCUGUGUCACGUGAGACCAAGAUCCCAAUGGACCAGUUUGUUUUGACUGAAAUGUACUACGAUGGUUUCCAUCGUUCAUUCUGUGAUGAUGAUGACGAUCUUGAGAUCAUUCAAGAGAGCGAUUCCAUAUUUGCCUUUGAGACACCAGAGACCUUCAAACUGGAAAACAUACGCACAAAAAGAGGAAGUCUUCUGGCAAACCUGAAUCAUAACAACUUGAAGUAUGGGACAGAAAUCAGCAGGACUCCGUCUUUCAUGCAGGGGGCCAUGACUCCCUUAACUGCAUCACCGAAUAAAAACCUGGGACCAGAGAAAAUUAUCCUUCUGGUGUGUAACAGGGCGUGUACCGGCCACCAAGGAAAGAGGUUCGGUCUGCCUUUCGUACUGUACAUGGAGCGCACUGUGACCUGGGAUGCUCUACAGAAAGAGAUCCUGGAGAAGAUGCGUCAUCUUUUGAGGCCGGGGGUCUACAUUCAGGUUGGACCUUUCAGUCUCCGGGUGGUUGGCGUUGUUGGUAUCACCUACCUCCUUCCUCAAGAUGAGAGACCACUGUGUCAUCCAACUGUGGAAAGAGCAUACAAGUCGUGUGGACAAGGGGGGCCACCACAUGUGAAGAUUGUGGUGGAGUGGGACAAAGAGACCAAGGACUAUCUGUUUGGACACACUGAGGAGGAGUACAUUCCUGAUGCUGAGAGUGUGUAUCUGCACCGGGAACAACAUCAUCAGCCGCAGGCCUGCACCCUCGCUCAGUGCUUCCAGCUCUACACUAAGGAGGAGCAGUUGGCCCCGGACGAUGCCUGGCGCUGUCCCCACUGCAAGCAGCUGCAGCAGGGCCGCAUUAAGCUCAGCCUGUGGACGCUGCCGGAUGUGCUCAUACUGCAUCUCAAGAGGUUCAGACAGGAGGGGGACCGCAGGGUGAAGAUGCAGAACAUGGUGAGGUUCCCGCUGAUGGGCAUGGACAUGGCCCCUCAUGUGGUUAAGAGAAGCCAGAGCAGCUGGAGUUUACCUUCUCAUUGGUCGCCAUGGAGACGCCCUUAUGGCCUGGGAAGAAACCCCGAUGACUACCUGUAUGACCUGUAUGCCGUGUGCAACCACCAUGGGAACAUGCAUGGAGGCCACUACACAGCGUACUGUAAGAACUCCAUCGAUGGUCAGUGGUACUGCUUUGAUGACAGUGAGGUUUCACCGGUAGCGGACGAUGACGUGUGUCAGCAGACGGCCUACAUACUGUUCUACCAGCGGAGGACUGUUAUUCCUUCCUGGUCGGCCAACAGCUCUGUUGCUGGUUCAACCAGUUCAUCCCUGUGUGACCACUGGAUCAACAGGUUACCUGGCAGCAGGCCUGCUAGCUUGGCCUCCGGAGCCUCAUCCAGACGCACCUCUCUGGCAUCACUGGCCGAGUCAGUAGAGUUUCCGGUAGAGCGAAAUGAAGAUGAUGGAGGAUUCUCUGUCCGCCCUUUCGUGAGGAGCAUUCAGCGUCAGAGCUUGUCCUCCAGGUCGUCCAUCGCGAGCCCUUUAGCCUUCAGCGACAGUGGGAUAAAGCCUUCCUGGUCUCUCUCUGCGAAGCUGAGCAUGAGAUCCAACUCGCCCUCGCGUUUCUCCCUCGACUCUCGGUGUUCUCCUCCUCUAGAGAGGAUAGGAGAGGCCUGCGAUGACAAAGUCUCCACGUCCUGUUUUGGCAGCUACAGUAGACACGAACGCUACUUUGGCAACAGGACUCCCCCGUCUAUGAUGGAGAGCAACUUCAGUGAGCAGGACAACAACAAGAGGUUCAUGGACAUGAUGUACUGCAGGGCUCCCACUCCAGUGGAAAAGAAGAGCGGCAAGAACGAGGCGACUGAAAACAACAACCAGAUCACAGCUAUAGACCAAAACAGUCUACCCGCCCAAGCUACUCCCUCCAAAGAACAGAAACGCAAGAGCAGUAUCGGGGGAUUUGGCUCAAAGGCAGAAAGCACGGGCUCCGCAAAGAGUUCCAGCAAAGCGGAGCAAGAGAAAACCUCCAAAAAGCGUCUGUGCUCAACCCAUAAGAUCUGCACUGCUGAGACGUCUUCCAGUACACCUGUGAAAGGUAAAAAAGCAAGCAAUACUAAAGAGAAGAGUGUAAAUGCCAAGAAGAGCACCUCUACACCCAGCGGAACUCCCUCCAAAACAAAGGAGGUAGCUCAACCUCUAGAUGCAACGCCACAGCGCAAGCCAUUCGUCCGCUCCACACCUCAGUCCUCAGCUUCUCCCUCUCCAACCGCGAAGAAGAAUACCAGCGUCGCUGAGAAAAGCUCCGCGAGCAGUCGGAAAAGGCUGGUGGAAAGGAGCUACAGCAGAGAUUCUAUGCACACUAGUCCGCUGGUCGACAGUCUCCGAAGCAGCUUGGCAUCCCGCUCCUCGCUGUCUAAGAGCGGGGAAAGCAACCGGCCCGAGAGGAGAUCUGUCAGGAGCUCCAGCAGCAGCUCUUCUGUCACCAGCCUGCGCUCGCCCAGCGUGUCCACCAGAGACCUGCAGCGCGGCAGCAAAUCUGAGGAAAAAGGCUUGUCUUUCUUCAAGAACGCCCUCCGACAAAGGGAAAGCCGCCGGUCGGCUGAUUUAGGGAAAAGCACCCUGCUUGCCAAAAAGGCCUCGGAGAGGACGUGCAAGCAGAACGGGCAAGCCAAGGACAUCGGUGGUGAUACCGGAAAGACAGGAGACGCUGUGUCCUCACAGACGUCCAUAGAGCCUAACGGAGGGGAGUCAAAGUCAGAGACAAAGGAGUCUUCCAAGCCCCCCAGCUCUCUCAGUCGCACUCUGUUGAACGUUGGCAAGUCCAAGUCUUCCACUUCUGAAGUAAGUCUCAAGUCUCCCUCUAAAGGGAAGAAGCCUCUCGAAAGGAUGGCAUCUUCCCGAAAGCUGUCGUCAAGCAUGCAAUCUCCCGCACGUACAACAAAGAGGCCUCAAUGAUAAACCCAUAGUAGUAACAUUGAACUUACAUAAUGCAGCUAUUUUCUUUGUGCCUAAGUUUCAGUGAGCAGCAGAUGCAUUUGUAAGGAGACCCAUUUGUUGAUGUUAUGCUUUUACAUCAGAUACAUAACGCUGGCUUUGAGGUUUUCAAUAUUGGCAGCCAGCUUAUUUAGCUGUACUGGAUAAGAAGUACUGUACAUCAUCUGCAUAUUUUGGGUGCCAAACAGUUGCUUGGUAUGCUGCCAGUUCUAGUUGGUAAAGCUGUGUGUAUUGUUACCAAUUACACCUUUUGAGCAUUAGGUAGGGUUUUUGAUGCGAGUGAGACAAUCGCUUAGAUGUUUUUCUGGCAUGGAGGGUACUUUGGUAUGCCAUAUGUGCGUUCAGCUGUACAGCACAACCUGUUAGAUUUUGUGCGUGCUGCUGGAGGCUUAUAUGACAGCUGACAGAAAUUCCCUGUUGGAAUCCUGAAAUCCAAUUAUCUUCCCUUCAGACAAGAGGCUUGUUAUAUUGAAACACUUCAAACAUUAAAGUUUAGUUCGCUUUGCAAAAUAUCCUGCUGACGCAACCAGGAUUUAAAAAAUGCAGCAGCUCAUGCAUUUAAAGAAAUUAAUGGGGUAAGAAGCGUUUUCACCUUCUAUGCACCAACAAUGCAUAAUUUGUCUUUUCUUUCGGAUUAAGGUGGAAUUAGGGUGGAAUUAAGCUGCCGUUCUAUAAGCAUUUAAAGCUCAAUAUUAGUGCGAACAGGAGCGUAACAUCACAAAUAGUCUCCGGACAAAUACUGAAACUGAAUUUGACGCUCAGACAUACGCACACACAAGAGUUUCAUUCCCAAAUAAUAGUGGCUUAGCUUUCAGAGUAGCUCUCAUUGAUUUGUUUUUUAAGCUGAUCAAAUUGACCAUUGAUGAGUAAAAACCUGCAAUCUGUUUUUUCCAAACACUUUCUCCAUACACCUCAUGCAUCGGUUCAUAGGUAAGACGUUAGCUGAGUGUCAAAGAGAUGAAAAGACUAUAAGAGAUGAUAAACUUCCCGAUUAUGUACAUUAAAAUAAUAGACAUACAGAGGUGAUGGCAGGACCUGGACCAAAAGAUGAAAAGGAAUUAGAAUCUGUACACACAUUGAGACAAAUUGUCCAAUAUUUUAAAGCUUUAUUUUUGUUUAAUACUAGUACUUUUUCGAUAGAAAUUUAUUUUAUCAAAUACUUAUUGAAGUUUUUUCUCAAAAGGGAUGGUGUGUUUUGGAAUGAAACCCUUUAAAAUCUCACACACACACACACACAUAUAUAUAUAUAUGUGUCUGUACAGAUAUUGACAAAUUCUAUAGUAUAUAACCCAUUUUUUUUCAUCUCCACGAGCAAGAUGAUAAAUGAUCUUAAGCGCCUUUCAAUACUGUACAUGGAAACAAAUAAUUGCCUUUGGCAACAUAGUAGUCUACUACUGUAUGCAUCACUGAGUAGGAAUGUUGUAUUGUUCGCACUUUGUGUAGAUAAGAUAGGUUUCUUUUACCCAGAACAGUCGCAUAUAUAUAUAUAUACAUACAUACACAACUAACUUAACAGUGUAAUUAUCUCAUUUUUAAUAUGUCGUCAUGAUUUCAAGACAUAUCGUAAAGUAUAGUGUCAACAGGCCUUUUUAAGACUUGAAAAAGGUCAAAAUGGUUUAUUCAUCUCAAUGUUCCCGGGGUCGUUUUUAAGGAAUCCCCCCCGUUACUACACCUGGUGCUGUAACAGACCGACGCUCUUCUGGCGCUGAUAUUUCUCAAACGAGCAUAUUUUUUAAAUGCCGAUGUUCAGAACUGUGACCACACACUUCAGUGAGCCAGAAAACCUGUUGGCAGCAUUUAUCAUAACCUGUGGUACCUCAUUGGAGAAGAAGACAAUGACUUUUUUUUUUUCUUCAUCUGGCUGAAACAGAAUAUAAUGAGCCAUUUAAUUAAUCACAGAACUCCAUUUAUACUGUCUCUGAGCAGCAAAUAUGGAUACGUAGGCUACCAGACACUGCACGGCGUAUUUCUUUUGCAGUAUAAAUGACAGAGGCAGUUAUGAAUAUUUAGCUGCAAUAUCAUUGUACAAUUACCCCAACAUGCAAUUGCAAUAUUCAUACAUUAGAUACCAGCACAGUGUAUGUUUUUAAAGAAUGAAUGUGGUUAUACCAUUAAAAUCCAACCAUUAGUAAGUAUACUUUUAACAUCAUCUUUGACUUAUAGAUCUACAGCAUUUCUCUCAACUGUUUCUCUGUAGCAUCUACCAGGUUUACAUUGGUUCUCAGAUGGUUUCAGAGGAAAUACCACUCCAAUUUAAACAUGCGAUGUAUGUUAUUUAAAUGGUCUGUGCAUAGUUUGAGCAAAUCAGCAGCCUUAAUGUGCCUGGCUUUGGAUGUGUGACAUUGGUUUUUGGUCGGAGGUCACAUCUCAUGAUAUUGAAAUUAGCUGUAAAGCAACAGUUAUGCUGUUCAUCAAUGCACUUUUGGUAGAUAAAACUGCUAUAUGAUGACAUUUUUAACCCAAAUUCUACACAUUAUUAUUUAAAUGUGAUCUAAUUAAGCCAUAGAGACACAUGGCGUAUAUAUAAAUUAUGUAUAAAUACAAAAUGUGUUUACUCCCAGCUCUGACCAGCAGUCAGACCCAGUCUUCCAAAGGGGGGACUCUAUUAAUGUCCUAUACCUACCAUUAUCAGUAAUAUAGCGGCUGCUGUGUUCAAACUGUCACGGACCGUAGAAAUAACCUACCGCUGUUUUAAAUGUGCUGGUAUUCCUGUAGCUGCUCUUUUCUACUUAACGUUGUAAUCUAUCAGGAAACUUGUGCAUGGCACUUUGGAUCAAAGCAGGACAAUUGUAUGUCAUUGUGGCUUUCACCGUCUUGUUUGCCUGUUUUUAAGUCUGUCAUUAAGUUGUAGUGGCUAGUACGCAUUUCAGAGCUGGAUCGUGCCAUCACUUUUACUUGUUUGUCCAUUCCUCCACUCUCUAAAUGAGACGUUUAUUGGAUUACAUGUAUAGCCAAACCCAGUGCAUUAGGACUUUUGACAUCUUUAUGUCUUUAUUUUUUGUUGUAUUGUAAACAAGGAUCAGUAGACAAACGUCGGUCAGGCUGUAUAAUAUUUAAAUAAGGGGCCAACCUAACUUUUUCUGAUGCUAAUGCCCGAAUUAAUUUUGUUUUUCAACUAUCCUUCAUUCAUUCAUCCAUAACAACUGUGUUUAUAGCCACCACAUUGCCUAGAUUACAUGUAAGAAUAGAUAUGGACAUGAUGGUUCAUUCAGUUUAGCAACUUGGUGGAGUUGUACAGUCUAAAUUAUGUAGUAUAUGGCAAAAUCCCAUUUGUAUUUGAAUGUCAGCAGUAUCACCUUGGUCCUGUGUUAUGUCACAGGAACCUGCUGUCAUUUAGUUACACACAUGAAACUUUUUAUCAGUCGCUUCCAAUCAUAAAAACUGCUUUUUAAAUGUUUUUUUACGCCUAGUGGUAGAGCAAUAAUCAUCCCAUUCAUCAGACAAGGGAAGCUGAGGUUUGAGUUACCAAAAAAUGAAACAUGGCUGACUUUUAAGUGCUCAAAGGGCCAUUGAAGACCAGACAAGUACUGUACUCCAUAUGAGAAAUACAUAUAUCCAAUUAAUCCAAAUACAUACCUGUUGAAAUAAGAUGUCAAAAAUCAAUAUAAAAUGUAAGAGAAAAUGAAUCAACAUCUUCACAGAAUUGAUUUUUCCUCGCUAGCUCUCUUCACCGCAGUUGUUGUCUGUGUUUUUUUUUUUUUUUUAAUUUGUCGUCGAUGUACAGAGUUGAGAAUGAUUUAAGGAAUGCAGUAUUGCAUGAAAACGCUAAUGCAUGUCUUUCAUUAACUAUGCAAGAGUCUGCGGGCCGUGUACAGUAGAAAGCAGAGCAUGGCUGAUGUAUUCCAUUGCUUCAUUUUGCACACCAUUCCAAUAUUUAGAAAUUGUAAAUUACAGAAUAUUUCAUCUGUACAGUUAAAAAAAAAAGGAUUCAACUUUUAAAAGAUCUAUUUAACGCCGUGAUUUCCUUUUAGCAUUCUACCAUGUAAUGUUUUUUUAUAUUUUGUAAUUCUGCUAAUCUGUGCUCUCUGGGUGCUCCUACCAAACUGGUAGGUUACAGUCUUUUUGUUUCAUAUUUACUGUUGUACACCAGCAGAGACAACACUAUGGAUGCGAUAAUCUCUUAUGUGAUUACUAAAUAGCCUCAUGUAUGUAUGUAUUGUGAAAAAGCCUUCCAUUAAUUCAGUGAUAACAGUUUGUGAACCCCCUGUUGAAAUGUUCUCCGCCGCAUCAAAGAUGUGGCCGGUUCUCUAAUAUAAAGGCAAAUAAAUAAAUAUAUAUAUAGAGCUAAAUGCAAUAAUGAAAGAUAGUACAUUUGUAGUUUUAUAUUACAGUAUGUAAUGAACAAUGACAUUAAAAUGUAAAUGUUCAGUUAAUACUUUUUUGUAGUAUUUAUGCCACGUCAAUCAUUAUUAUUUUUGUAUUCGAAAAACGGUUUAUCAGCAAACAAAACGGACAACUUCCAAACAUGCGUUAAAGCAGCACCACUAUUUUGUUUCUCCUGAUAACAGGUGACAUGGGUAUCACUCUAUAGUUCUUAAAAAUGCAAAUAACAGAAGUUAAUGAAUCCUGUAUUGAGUUAUUGUUGUGAUGUUUUGUUUCGUUAAGAGUCACACAACUUUUUUUUCAAGAUGAAAGCAUUAAUUAAUGUCAUUAUCUGCAACAUGUUUGUGAAAUUUUACCACUGAAUCAAAGUUGCAAUAACCACUGAAACGGAAAUACCCAAACCCUUCAGGUUCUGCAGAUGCUGUAGCAAUACAGCUGUGUGUUGUCCCUAAUAUUAAAAGGACUCAAAAUACAUAACUUACAUUGUGAGUUUGGGGUAAAAUUGUUUUUGGACUUGCAGAUAGAUGAGUUUUUUCCCCCAGAUGUAAACACUACAAACUCAUAAUACUGAAACUUUUCAGAAGCCUUAAGCGAAACAAAUGGUAAUAUGGAUAGUUUGUGUAUUUUCUCUUUGGAUGAAACCAAGGAGCUGUGUGAUGAAUGAAUGUCAUGAGUCUCAUUUUAAUGUUUUUUAUCUAACAAAGAACACUACAGUGCUUAAAUGCAGAGCACGCCUCCCCUUUGACCUUUUUUGUCUUUUACUUUUCAGUGUAUCAUUCAUAAAGCAUUUUGUAAAAUACAGUGCAUUUAUUGAGAUUUCACUUAAUGCCGUUUUACUGUAUUCCUUGUUGUACCAGGUUCAUGAGGCUCUUUUUUAAAAAUGUUCACAUUAGGGCCUCUGUUCUAUCAUUUGCCUCUUAAAUGUUUCCUUAAAUUCUUUUUUUCUAUUUUUUUAAGAGCUGUGUUUUGACAUCCAAUAGUUCAUUAGACUGUGUCUUUUAUGUUAAUUUAUUUCUCUUUUGUUAUCAUGUAUGCACUUUUUUUUUUUAUUUUUCCAAAAGGACAAAUGUGUAUAUACUUUGUUGGUUUACCCAUGCAAGUAUAAAAUUAAAAAUCGGAUUAAAAAAAUGUUAAAAGUUCCA